Messenger RNA from Puccinia graminis f. sp. tritici CRL 75-36-700-3, 537 nucleotides. RefSeq lists its product as uncharacterized. The transcript is spliced from 2 exons. The coding region runs from base 1 to 537 and encodes 178 amino acids. Lineage: Eukaryota; Fungi; Basidiomycota; Pucciniomycetes; Pucciniales; Pucciniaceae. The record is from RefSeq and is a predicted model, not a curated record.
AUGGCACUCCCCUGGGAAACCGAUGGCGGAGUCGACGGCCGGCCUAAUAGUAUCAAGGUCCUCCUUGAUUGGCUCUCAGCACCAGGUAACUAUGAGCGGUGGACCCAAGCCAAAGUGAAGGCACCUCUGACCAAGGAAAUCCACCUCGAGAUGAUCCGAAGCGGCAUCCACCAUCGGACCCCACAUGGCUAUGCAGACAUGAUCUGCCAUGACUGGGGCCGCCUUGAACAAAUCUUUGGUCCGCCAGAUGACCUCGCACCUGACGCAACACACCCGGACCCCUUGGCCAGGGAAAGGAUCAUGUUCAACACCGAUGCGGCCUCCGAGCUCGUCGAGUUUAUAGAUCGCAUGCGAACUGAGUAUCAUGAGACCAUGGAGAAGAUCCCUGGAUAUGUCCCAUGGUUGACUUACUCCAAGAACAACCAAGAACAGCAAGCCGAUUACCCCCUCUUGCACGGCUUAGAUCCUGGCCUCCUCCUGUGCCGAUAUGAAAACCUGACCAUAGGUUCCCGCAAACGUCCACGCGGGUCCCCCUAG